ACAUUAUUGGGAUCAGAAUCUCCAUUUUCAUUGCUUCUGUUGUUACCUUUCCCUGUCAAAAUCAAACCCAUUCCCUUUGAGUAUUGACCACUCCCACCUCUGAUCCAUUUCCAUUCCAUUCCCACACCAUAACCCAAUCCAAUCCAUUUUUCUAGCCAAAUUUCAUUUUUUUUUCCUCUCAGAUCAAAACCCACCAACAAUCUUCAAAACCCACGAAUAAUUAUCGUUUACACUGUUGUUAAUCAAGGAAAGAUUGAAUCUUUCUUUGUUUUUGCAUCAUGGGUACUGAAUCAGCAUCUGUGGACAUUACAGAGCCUUUGAUUCUGGAUCCUGACAACGAGGAGGAGGGGAAGAAGGAGUAUUUGACUGAGCCGGUUCCUGAAUGGAAGGAGCAGAUUACAAACAGAGGGUUGGUGGUGAGUGCUGUGUUGGGGUGUUUGUUCUGCAUCAUCACUCACAAGCUCAAUCUCACUGUUGGGAUCAUCCCUUCCCUCAACAUUGCUGCUGGAUUGCUUGGAUUCUUCUUUGUGAAGACUUGGACUAGUUUCUUGUCCAAGAUGGGGGUUUUCAUGAAGCCCUUUACUAGGCAAGAGAACACUGUUAUCCAGACUUGUGUUGUUGCUUGCUAUGGACUCGCCUUUAGUGGCGGGUUUGGUUCAUCCUUGAUUGCAAUGGAUCAGAGAACAUAUGAACUCAUUGGCCCUGAUUACCCUGGUAAUAGAGCGGAAGAUGUUAAAAACCCGGGCUUGGGUUGGAUGAUGGGUUUCACGUUUGUUGUCGGUUUCCUCGGACUUUUUAGUCUUGUGCCACUUCGUAAGGUUAUGGUCUUGGAUUAUAAGCUUACAUAUCCCAGUGGAACAGCCACAGCAAUGCUAAUUAAUAGUUUCCAUACAAAAUCUGGAGCAGAACUUGCAGGGAACCAAGUUCGGCAGCUUGGAAAGUAUUUAAGUUUUAGUUUCUUCUGGAGUUGCUUUAAGUGGUUCUUCAGUGGUGUUGGAGAUUCAUGUGGGUUUGACAACUUCCCUAGCUUCGGUUUGACUCUAUAUAAGAACACAUUCUACUUUGACUUUAGUCCAACCUAUGUUGGAUGUGGUCUUAUCUGUCCUCACAUUGUCAAUUGUUCAGUUCUCCUUGGAGCUAUUAUAUCAUGGGGAUUUAUGUGGCCUUUCGUUUCCAAGCAUGCUGGGGACUGGUAUCCUGCUGACCUUGGAAACAAUGAUUUCAAAGGUCUUUAUGGAUACAAGGUGUUCAUAUCUAUUGCUAUUAUUUUGGGAGAUGGUAUUUACAAUCUGUUGAAGAUUAUACUGAUCACCGUUAGAGAGAUGUGGAGGACAAGCUCCAAUCAGAACAACCUUCCUCUUGUGACAGAAGUUCUUGAUGGUGGGAGUUCUCAUGUGCAAUUAGAACAAAAGAAGAGGGAUGAAAUAUUUUUGAAGGACAGCAUUCCCACCUGGUUUGCAGCCUCUGGAUACGUCGGUUUGGCUGCCAUUUCCAUAGCAACAAUACCAAUCAUUUUCCCUCCUCUCAAAUGGUAUUUGGUUCUGUGCUCUUACAUCAUUGCUCCAGCCCUUGCCUUCUGCAACUCCUACGGCUGCGGUCUCACCGAUUGGAGUCUGGCGUCCACUUACGGGAAGAUUGGUCUCUUCAUCAUCGCCUCAGUGGUCGGCCAAAAUGGCGGAGUGAUUGCCGGGGUAGCAUCCUGUGCUGUGAUGAUGUCCAUUGUAGCCACUGCCGCUGAUCUCAUGCAAGAUUUCAAGACAGGCUACCUCACCCUCUCAUCAGCAAAGUCCAUGUUUGUGAGCCAGUUGAUUGGAACAGCCAUGGGUUGUGUGAUUGCUCCCCUCACCUUCUGGAUGUUCUGGACUGCCUUCGAUAUUGGGUCACCUGAUGGCCCUUACAAGGCACCAUAUGCUGUCAUAUUCAGGGAAAUGGCCAUACUUGGUGUGGAGGGGUUCUCAGAGCUUCCAAAGUACUGCCUCGAAAUGUGCGCCGGUUUCUUUGUGGCAGCCCUUGUUAUCAAUCUUCUAAGGGAUAUGAUUCCCAAGAAGUUCUCUCAGUACAUACCUAUCCCAAUGGCAAUGGCAGUUCCUUUCUACAAUGGUGCUUACUUUGCAGUUGACAUGUUUAUUGGAACUGUGAUAUUGUUUGUGUGGGAAAAAUUGAAUAGGAAGGAGGCAGAGGACUAUGCUGGAGCAGUUGCUUCUGGUUUGAUAUGUGGUGAUGGGAUAUGGACUAUUCCUUCUGCAGUGCUCUCUAUUUUGAGGGUCAAUCCCCCUAUCUGUAUGUACUUUGGGCCUUCUGCAAGCAGCUGAAUCAAGUAACUUUCAAACUCUAUAAUGUUUAUUUCAUUGGCAUUGUGCCUGUAAAUAUUUGGAUGUAAGUUUACACGGAAUAUUUUUAUUUCAUUUCCACGAUGUAUCUGUUUU
Molecule: messenger RNA, 2426 nt
Organism: Lotus japonicus
Lineage: Eukaryota; Viridiplantae; Streptophyta; Magnoliopsida; Fabales; Fabaceae
Product: probable metal-nicotianamine transporter YSL6
Exons: 7
Coding region: 279-2312 (677 amino acids)
Cellular component (GO): vacuolar membrane
Molecular function (GO): oligopeptide transmembrane transporter activity
Source: RefSeq, a predicted model, not a curated record